Xyrauchen texanus (razorback sucker) is the source of this 3313-nucleotide messenger RNA. RefSeq names its product neuronal pentraxin receptor-like. The record is from RefSeq and is a predicted model, not a curated record. The transcript has 5 exons. Bases 129 to 1703 code for a protein of 524 amino acids. Lineage: Eukaryota; Metazoa; Chordata; Actinopteri; Cypriniformes; Catostomidae.
AUUCAGGAAUCGGUCAACAGCCACCGACCUUCAUUUCGUCAAGCGCUACUUUAAAAUGACUGCUUUGACGGUGAAAUGGAACAUUAGAUCAAAUAAAUUGUUUUGCUAAAUAUAUCUAAAUUAGCGCGAUGAAGUUCGUGGUGGUUUUAGUUUCCGCUGGCUUUUUGGCUUUUCUUGGUGCGGUCAUCUGCAUUAUCGCUAGCGUGAAUUCACGAUCAUCGGCCGACGCGCCCCAGACGUUAUCAGACAACCACUCGCUCUCGCUGCUUGAGCCGCUCCCGGGAUCCAUAGCGCACGCCGGCCCACUGGGAGCUCUCCAUGGUGCUGAAUCCUACGAAGGCGGCGGUUUGGACAUCGGCUUGGAGAUACCGUCGCUCAACGAGCUCAGGACCGGCGAUGUAACAGGCCCUAGCCAUUUCACCCUCAACCGACUCAUCUGCACCCCUUUUCCUAUUGGGGAUUGCAAAUCGAGGGGUCUGAGACAAGCCGAAGACCUGUUCGCUGACGAAGAUGACUGGACCCUCCGCACGACCGCUGAGGAGCUGCGGCAGAUUGUCACGCAGCAGAACGAUCAGAUCUUCAUGGACCAGAGGACCAUCACGGAGCUCACCGGGAAGCUCACGGAGUGCGAGAACGGCCUGGAGGAGGGGAGUCUCAGUGAGCGGAGUAUGGGGGUCUGGGCGGGCAACCGACGCCAAAUGGCCGGGGAUGAUGUGAGCAGCUCGGUUGCGGUGCAGUUGCAGACCGCCCGUGCUGUGGAAGAACUGGAAAGAGCCAUUCUUCAACUGAAAGACCGCAUAGAGAAGUUGGAGAUGGAGAUUGGCCCUCCUGCGAUGAACCACACCGAGCAUGCUGUGAGCACAUUAGGGAGUGUGGUGGUGGCUGAGCCCGACAUGCCUGUGGAGGACCUGGAGGGAGAGCUUGAUAAGAAGAUUAGGCUGUUGGAGAAGGAGAGGAAGAACCUUCAGAAAGAGACCCAGAACCACCAUCAGCACAUCGACCAGGGAAUCAUCACCUUGCAAGAGCGGAUUGCAGAGCUGGAACAGAGUCUUACAGAUUACAGUUACCCACAAGGGUAUAAAAUUUCCUUCACUGUGCGAACUAACUACAUGUAUGGGCUAGUCCGGCGGAAUAUUCCCGAGAUGUAUGCCUUCACUGCAUGUUUAUGGCUCAAGCCUGCUGAGAAUGGAAUUGGAACACCAUUUUCCUAUGCGGUGCCAGAACAACCAAAUGAAGUUGUUCUACUUCAGGGCAUUCAUAACCCUGCAGAACUACUCAUCAAUGAUAAGGUGGCACAGUUGCCCCUUUCUUUGCCCCAGGGCAUCUGGCAGCAUAUUUGUAUUAGCUGGACUCUACGGGAUGGGGUUUGGAAAGCAUAUCAGGGUGGCAAGCUGAGAGGACGGGGCGAAGGGCUUUCAGCAUGGCACCCAAUCAAAUCUGGGGGCAUGCUAGUGCUGGGACAAGAACAGGACACCCUUGGUGGGCGGUUUGAUGCAUCCCAGGCUCUGGUCGGGGAGCUGUCAUUAUUUAACCUGUGGGAUCGUGUUCUAUCGCCUACGGAGGUGGCCGCUCUUGCAGCUUGUGCAGAAUCUCCAAAGCUGGGAAACGUGGUGCCCUGGACAGACAGAGAUGUGGAUGUGUUUGGUGGGGCCGUCAAGGACCCUGUGGACCCCUGCGUUCACAGCUCCAAUCCCCGGCAGUGAGCGGGGUCAUGGGUCGAUACCAUUAUUUUUAGGGGCGGGGCAUAAAAUGAGACAAAAAGAGGCUUGAAAUACUAAAAGACAAAGAGAUAACAAUUGUAUCAUGGUUCCAGUAUUUGUAUUGAAUGUAUUUACCUUUGAACUGUGAUUCAGCAGGGAUCUAUAGAGCAGCUGCAGAAAGAUUUAAGGCCUGUAUUCGACUUGUGUUCUUUCACGCCCCUCUUCCCAACACAUUAUUGCACUGUGGUCCUUUCAGAUAUACUAUAGAGAACGUUUUUAAUAAGACGGCUGUAGAUCAUUCUCGCAGCAAUUGUCUAUGCGCUUUAUUCGUGUAAAGUGGAGUUUUGCUUUAUUGUUUGUUUUAUCUGUCCUUUGAGUCAUUUCUAUAGUCUAAACGCAACUUGAACUAUUCAACAUCUUAAAGUCAACAUGAAAUCAAAAUGAUCCCAUUAUAAUUAAUUUAAUUAUACAUUCCUGGUCUAAGAAGGAUUUAUCAGCACAUGAUUUUCCAAACAAACAAAUGUUUCCUCAGUAAUCACAAAUGUAAUUACUUGCUCUGCCUCUGAAACAACUUUCCUACUCAGCUGACAAAUACAGACAAAUACACGAUUUAAAAUCCAUUAAAUUCCUGAUGAAUAAAAUAAAGUUGCUCCUUAAAUUUUUGCUCAUCAAAAUCCUGCGUCAAAUUACAGAUGUAAAAUGGGUUGCAGAUGCCAGUUAAUGUUGACUUUAAGUUUACUGUCAUGUUUCUUAAUGUCACAUUAAACCGUGGCAAAAUAGUUGGGCUAUUACACCUUUGUAUUAAAAUUGUAUGGUAAUAACCAAUAAACCACUGCAAGCCUGCCGGCGAUUUUUGUGUGAUAAAAAAAAAGAAAAUUUGACCCCCCCAAAAAACUGAACUUAGAACUCAACCCCCCAAAAACUCAACAAAAACAAAAACCUUUUUUUUUAUUUAUUGUGAUUUCUUAUUUUAAUUAUUUUUUAUUUUGAAUUCAUUGAGCAGAAAAACAAAAACAUUUCUGUGAGAAGUGUUUUAGAAAGUAACUAAAAGUAAUUAGUAACGGAAUUACUUUUUCGAUAAAGUAAACAGUAAAGUAAUCUGUAAUUUGUUAGUGGAUUGUUUUUUUUACCAUCACAGUUCUUUACACAGUGUAUCAUCACAGACUUUGUUUCAAAAGACAAAUUCAGCAAGAAUCCAAAGCCUUUGUUUCUUUUUAUAAAAAAAAGUUAAUUUAAGCAUCUGAGUAACUUAAACUACACACAAAUGUGAAGAUGAUCGCCAUCAUUAAACGAGUAUGAUGUGCUGCACGCAUUGAAAAUAUGAAUGCAAAACAAUGUUUAAAUACAGAAUCUUUCAGCAUCUUGUCAUGUUACCAUUGCGUUGCACCUAGUUCUCCCCCUCCUUGCCCGUCACAAAGAAAGCAUUGGAAAGUGCCGGCCCAUUUAUUUGAUUCUAGCUUUUGGUCAAUGAUCAGCUGUGAUGUCAUGUCAGUGUAGUGCUUCUUUAUAUUUGCACCACCAAGGAUCUAUGAUGAUAUUGUGAAAAUGUGGAUGAAACAAUUAUAAUAGUGAAGGAAAUGAAUACUGGAGUGCAUUGUCUUUAUUAAUGUGUA